Messenger RNA from Magnolia sinica, 1909 nucleotides. RefSeq lists its product as uncharacterized. The coding region runs from base 276 to 1274 and encodes 332 amino acids. The record is from RefSeq and is a predicted model, not a curated record. The transcript is spliced from 2 exons. Lineage: Eukaryota; Viridiplantae; Streptophyta; Magnoliopsida; Magnoliales; Magnoliaceae.
UCAAGCACUGCUCUUGCCUCAUCAUUUCCAUGCUCUGUCUGUGAAGGGAAGGUGGAAAGAAGCGGCUUCUUCAUCCCUUCCUCUCCUUUCUCUUCCUAUUUCUAGCCGGCCAUCAUCCGAUCACUGAGAAAUCGAAAAUUAACGCACGAGAUCAUCUCCUUCAAUCUAUCUCCGAUCUCGAAACUCCGACUGUCUCCGGCGGCAGUAAUUGGUGAAACUUUGUGUUUUACCCCCCUGUUGCAUCGACAGACCUCGUUUUUCCAUUCAGCGAUAAAAUGCCAAAGGAAAGAAGAGAGCGUUCUGUGUCAUUCGACAGAUCUCGGGCAUCACCUUUCCCUUCCAGCUCCAGCCACCCCAAGUGGUCUUCAUGCAUAAACUCCUCAGAAACCGCAGAGGAUGUGAAGGAAUGGGAAGAUGCCAGGUGCCCUGUGUGCAUGGAACAUCCUCACAAUGCCAUCCUCCUCGUUUGUUCCUCCUACGACAAGGGCUGCCGUCCUUACAUGUGUGACACAAGCUACCGUCACUCGAAUUGCCUUGACCAGUUCUGUAAAGCAUUCUCUGAAACCCCCUCAGCACAGAUGCUGCAAGAAUCAACAAUUUUAAGUGAUGUCACCCACCCAGCACAGGAACAGCAGCAUACGCCGUUGAACCAAGAUAGUGAUGGACAUGCCCCACAGCCUGCUCCUAAUGUGGGCCAGGAGCAAUCGAAACUGUUGUGUCCCCUUUGUCGGGGCAAGAUAAAGGAUUGGAUCGUAGUGGAGCCAGCUCGCCAGUUCAUGAAUGCGAAAGUGAGGAGCUGUGCCAGGGAGGCUUGCAUGUUCAGUGGGACAUAUUAUGAAAUAAGGAAGCAUGCGAGACUGGAGCACCCACUGGUGCGGCCGUCAGAGGCAGACCCAGAGCGGCAGCGGGAUUGGAGGAGGUUGGAGCGACAACGUGAUCUAGGAGAUGUGCUCAGCACGUUCCAGUCAGUGUUCAAUGAGGAUAGGGUUGAGGGGGGCCGAAUGUCAUUCAGUGAGGAUAGGGUUGAGGAAGGCCAUAUUUCUUUCGACGAGGGAAGCUUGCUGACUGUACUUCUCCUUAUCCGAGUUCUCCCACAAGAUUCUAGCAUCAACUGGUCAGUACCAUCAAGGUUUCGGGGGCUGUCAAGGAGCCGAAGGAGAGGAUCACUAUGGGGGGAGAUGUAUGACGGUGAGCCUAGCACUUCUACAAGAGGUGAGGAUGAUGGAUCGGAAGACGUGUCAGGCAUAUGGUACCAUCGUGAUAGGGGUCAAUGACAUAGAAUGCCAGACAACGAGCCAUGAUGGUAGCAAGCAAGUUCAAACUGUUUGCAUUGUGAGGGCCUUUGUUAGUGUUGUGAACUUCUGUUUCAAGCAGUGAGUUCUUCUACCUUUAGCUACCAUAUUCAUGUGACAUUUAUUAUCUGGAUUUGUGUUUGAACUUGCCAAGGGACUCAGGCGAGACCUGUGAAUGUUGGAGCAUGUUUUCAAGCCAUGAAGCUUGAAAAUCAGUUCAGCCUGCCGAUUGAGUGGGGUUUGCACGCAUGCACAGAAUUAAACAAAAUCGAAUAGUCAUUUGAUCAAUGUUCUAUUCUCAAUUUACAUGCGACCCACCCGAUAAGCAGAUCAGCUUGAUUCUCUAACCGAAUAGCUUGGAAUCUGGCAUGUAUCCCACACACACAUGUGCUUCCCUUGGAAAAUCAAAACAUGCUAGUUUCAUUUGCAUGUCUUCAUUGAAAAUUUUCUUCAAGUCUUGGGGUCUAUAUUGUUUUCAGGUGAGUGGAAAUGUGAGUGUUAUAGUUCUCUUCAUUAUGAUUGGAAUGUGGACAGCCGAACUGGAUAGUUCUUUUGAUGUAUGGUAAAAAAGGUAAUUCAUAAUAAUACCCAUGACUACAGGAUGGAUUGAAUGCGUC